AUGUUUGAACAGUUUGCUUUACGACAUAUUGUGCCGCUAUUCGUUGCAUCAGCCACAACAUUUGGCGGCCUCUGGCCUUUUUGGGCACCGCGAGAUGCCAUGCUUGAAUUUGGGCUGCCAGCGCGCAUCGCAGACUCGCCUACUGCGCAGCCCGUCAUGGUGCUCUCCUCGGCUCGUACCACAGCUCUAGGACUUUUGAUGUUCAUAUUCUACCAGCAAGGAAGAUUCACCGAGGUGGAUACCAUCAUGUCGGUUAUGGGCGCCUAUCUGGGUGUUGUAGACGGCUAUGUGUGCUGGAAGGAGGGAAUGCCUGACAAGGCUGUGUUUCGUUGUGUCUCGGGCAUGGUGAUCGCUGGCUGCGGGUUGAUUGGAUUGACAGAAGGAUUUUGA
Trichoderma asperellum CBS 433.97 is the source of this 390-nucleotide messenger RNA. RefSeq lists its product as uncharacterized. The record is from RefSeq and is a predicted model, not a curated record. NCBI's taxonomy places the organism in Eukaryota, Fungi, Ascomycota, Sordariomycetes, Hypocreales, Hypocreaceae.